Messenger RNA from Adelges cooleyi (spruce gall adelgid), 752 nucleotides. RefSeq lists its product as uncharacterized. The transcript has 4 exons. NCBI's taxonomy places the organism in Eukaryota, Metazoa, Arthropoda, Insecta, Hemiptera, Adelgidae. The record is from RefSeq and is a predicted model, not a curated record. The coding region runs from base 125 to 583 and encodes 152 amino acids.
AACAGGCUUUCUAUAUGUAUAUAUAGACAACCAAUUGCUCAGGUAUUAGUUAUUGUCUCUAGUCUCCAGUCUCUAGUUGUUCUAUUUUUUUUUUGCUCUAAGCUCGCUAGGAAAUAGGACCAAAAUGUCAAGACAAGUAACUUUAACUUUAGUGUGUAUUAUGAUUAUGGUAAAAUUGGCGAAACCUUGCGAUAAAGCAUUAAUUAAAAUAAAGCUUGUUUCCGCUUGUGCAAUGCAAAAACGUAGUUUGUUGCCAGAUCGUCUCAAUAGUUUAUUUUUCUCCGAGAAAUUCGCGUCAAACUAUUUGGAGCAUGCAGAACAGCAGUACAAAAGGUUGAUGGAUGAUGAUGUUGAUUCAGAUACUCUCUCAAAUAAAGAUCAGGCUAGAGGUUUAAGGCGACCAGAUUACCUGUCGUUUUACGAUUUGUACAUCCGGCGUUCGAAUCGACAAAAAGCCGAUAAUGACGACGAUCGACUCACGGCCAAUCAAAAGAGGUCGAUCCAGCACCUGAUCGAGGAAUGUUGUCACAAGCCGAAGGAAUGCAGCGAAGCGGAUUUCAGGGAAAUAUGCGAUAAGAAAUAAAUACACAACUAAGUAUAUUAUAUACAUUUUACAUACCGUUUUAUUAUUAAAUUACGGGUAUUUAAUAUUCAGUACGUAUACAUAAAAUUAUAUUAGUCAUAUAUAUUUCUAUGUUCCAUAUAAUGGAGAGAAUAAAUUGCCGUAAAAUCACAGACACGUUUUUAUAAUU